AUGAAUGAAGACAUGGUAGUUUCGGCAGCUUCCGACAGAGCUGACAAUCCACGAGUUAGAAGACAUCGCGCCCGCCACACGAAGUCCCGCAAUGGCUGCUAUCCGUGCAAAUUCCGAAGGGUCAAGGUGCGUCUCGUCAUUCCUAGUCUUGUUGGUUUCCGUUUCCAACCGAAUUCUGAUUUCGUAAAGUGCGACGAGCUUCAACCCGCUUGUGGCACAUGUUCUUCCAGAGGCGAACCCUGCUCCUACCCUCCCCCACGCGUUACUUCGAGGAAACCUCCCAGAUCAAGAGCGGACACGGAGAAAGACGGUGGCUUACCAGGUCCUUUCGAACCAUCUGAUGAAGGUCCGCUACUUGGUCGCAUUCAGCCCUUAUCAAUAAAUGUGACAGCGCCGACGAUCACCUCGAACCAAUCCCACCAACACCGGCAUGGAGAUCUCGAAAUGAAUGAUUUGAAGCUCCUUCAGUUUUAUCAUCUACACACUGGAAGACAAAUGAGCUUGCACCAGAGGAGAUCCAAUGUUUGGCAGCAGAUUAUGCCCGAACUAGCGAGCAAAAGUCGAUAUCUGAUGCAUCUGCUCCUGGCAUUGGGGGGCAUGCACAUGAUUAAGCAGAAGGCCGAUGACAGCGGGACUGUUGUUGAAUCCUCAGAUACCGUGGAUUUGGGAAUCAUCAUGGAGCAUCAUCAAAGAGGGUUGGAAGGCUUCAGAGAAGAAGUGUCCCGCAUUUCUCCCUCCAAUGCCGAAUCAGUCUUCACGGGGUCUUUACUUCUUGUUGCAUUUGCUUUUGCAUUCCUCAGAGUUCAGGACCUUAACCCGGUUACCGGGGCGGCCGAAGAGAUGAGUAGCGCGAUGCCCGACCCUUCUUUAACAAAUGAGAUCCCUCGCCUUAACUGGUUAUACCUCAAUCGAGGUGUAAAUUCGGUGAUAGGUGAUCAGUGGCCUGUCUUGAAAACCAGCCGGCUCCGGCAGAUAUUGAUAUUACCGCAUACGGAUCUGUCUUGGGAUGAUUUAUCAUCCGGUGCACCAUCUCGGCUUUCUCGUUGCUCACCCCGUCUAUUGAAAUUUGCCCAAGGUGCUCGUCACGCAGUGGCUUCUAUCAAGGCUUCUUUGGAUGCGCUUGAGGCCAAUUGGGAUGGCUUAUCUAGCCGCUCCGGCACGCCAACAUCUCAGCCUUCACCGUCCGCGACUUUAGACUGGGCUAUAGAUGCGCACAACGAGGCAAUAGACAUUCUGGACUCUGUUUAUUCACGCAUUUUAUCCGUAUUGCGGUGUGCAGCAACCGAAGAUUCCACACACAAGGAGAUCCAGGUGGAUUUCGAAGAGGCAGCGAUUCUGUCCUGGCCGGUUUUUCUCCCCAGUGCUUUCUUAGCGUCACUUGAAAGAAGCGACCGUGACUUCCUUCAUGGACACUCGCUCGUCAUCCUCGCUCAUCUAUAUCUAGUAAACACUCUGGUCGAUACUUGGUAUAUGAGAGGCUCCUUUGAAAACGAGAUACUGAGGCUCAACGCGCUUAUUGGUUCCCUGAAUGGGAACGAACUGCCAGCAUUCAUGCUAUGGCCAAACGAGGUCUUGAGCUUGCCACUGACCUGUACAUCUUAA
Messenger RNA from Penicillium egyptiacum, 1602 nucleotides. Lineage: Eukaryota; Fungi; Ascomycota; Eurotiomycetes; Eurotiales; Aspergillaceae. The record is from the annotation of a GenBank genome assembly.